This is a messenger RNA of Fomitopsis serialis, 234 nucleotides long. RefSeq lists its product as uncharacterized. The transcript has 2 exons. Gene Ontology annotation, biological process: carboxylic acid metabolic process. The record is from RefSeq and is a predicted model, not a curated record. Bases 1 to 234 code for a protein of 77 amino acids. NCBI's taxonomy places the organism in Eukaryota, Fungi, Basidiomycota, Agaricomycetes, Polyporales, Fomitopsidaceae. Gene Ontology annotation, molecular function: pyridoxal phosphate binding; carbon-carbon lyase activity.
AUGACCUCGUCUGCCGCGACGGAUCGUCUGGACGAUAUCAGCGACGUCUUGAAGGACUACCCCGACGUCUGGUUACACGUCGAUGCUGCAUGGGCAGGCGUAACUCUCCCGCGUCUCGAGUACCGCAACGCGUCGCGCUUGAAGGAUGGCAACAGAUACGCAGCGACCGAUCUUCACAAGUUAGGCGCAUAUAUGCUGCUUGCCGCGCUGUACUCCGCUUAUGCGCAGCGAUAG